CUUCCACGCGGCCGCAGCCGUGACGUGGCACGCAAGCGCAGAGCCGACAGGGCUUCCUGACACCCGACGAGCAUCCCACCGAAAAAACUUUAGACAUUUGAAUUAAUCCCGUAGUUUUAGGUGAUUUGUGUCCUUUAUCAUGGGCCUGACCAUCUCAUCGCUCUUUAGCAGGCUGUUUGGAAAGAAACAGAUGAGAAUUCUCAUGGUGGGUCUGGAUGCUGCCGGCAAAACCACAAUACUAUACAAACUCAAACUAGGAGAAAUUGUGACCACCAUUCCAACCAUAGGUUUUAACGUAGAGACUGUUGAAUACAAGAACAUCUGCUUCACCGUGUGGGAUGUCGGCGGUCAGGACAAGAUUCGUCCUCUCUGGAGACACUAUUUUCAGAACACACAGGGUCUGAUCUUUGUGGUGGACAGCAAUGACAGAGAGAGAGUGGCCGAAUCUGCAGAGGAGCUUUCUAAAAUGUUGCAGGAAGAUGAACUGAGGGACGCCGUGCUGCUGGUUUUCGCAAACAAACAGGAUCUGCCUAACGCCAUGGCUGUCAGUGAACUCACAGACAAACUUGGGCUGCAGAGUCUACGCAGUAGAACGUGGUAUGUCCAAGCGACCUGUGCUACACAGGGCACUGGACUCUAUGAAGGACUGGACUGGUUAUCCAAUGAGCUCUCCAAACACUAGUGAGGCUUUUGGGGUGAGAUGGUGCGUAUGAACCACUGGAAAGGCUAGAGACUCCUCUUAGAAUUUUUAAGUGUGUGACAGAGCUGGAAACUGAGGAGAAAACAUCAAGCACUCUGCGCCUGUCUUAGCUUUUUCUUUCUAUAAUAUACUUCUUUGCCCAAGGUUGUCUUUUUUUCUUAUUUCUUUUGUUUUAAAUCCAA
Messenger RNA from Carassius carassius (crucian carp), 882 nucleotides. RefSeq names its product ADP-ribosylation factor 4-like. Gene Ontology annotation, molecular function: GTP binding; GTPase activity. The record is from RefSeq and is a predicted model, not a curated record. NCBI's taxonomy places the organism in Eukaryota, Metazoa, Chordata, Actinopteri, Cypriniformes, Cyprinidae. Gene Ontology annotation, biological process: vesicle-mediated transport; intracellular protein transport. The transcript has 6 exons. Bases 140 to 682 code for a protein of 180 amino acids. Gene Ontology annotation, cellular component: cytoplasm; plasma membrane.